CACACCCUCCAUUCAUUCGUCAACAGUACCUGGGCUGGGUGAAACCGAUAAGGAAACAGCCCUCUGCCUGACUGGCCAGGUUUGUCCUGUACCGAGAAGGCCCAGGAAAUAGAGAGAGUGACAGAAAAACUGACUGAUAUGUCCACUCAUGCUGACCAGCAGCAGCUUUUCAGGGCAUUUUUUCUGCUCAUGUCAGUGACAUCUGUUUCUGCAGGACUGUUCUGCCGAACACUAAGCCUUUCUGCUUAACUCCACCAACCUGUUCAACCCACUAAAGCAUUUCACGUACUAUUGCAACUACUUUAGAACUGAGUCAUCUGUGGAAGCCAGAGCUGGAACCUGAGGAACAUGCUCAGCCUGAUCAAACUGCCCCGCGUCUUCAACGUCCACCAAGUUCCCAAAGCCUUCCAGGAGGACAGUAUUAUCUCUGGCUAUCGUCACCCUCGCAGCUCAGCCAUCGACUGUGUCCUAAGCCUUUUCCAGCUCACCAAUGAAACUCUUAAUGUUUGGACACACUUCCUACCAACCUGGUAUUUUCUGUGGAACUUGAUGACAGUGGUUUUUAUGCAGGAUGUGUGGAACGAUACAUAUACGUGGCCGCUGCUGGUCUUCCUGCUGUCCUGCUGUGUGUAUCCGCUGGCAUCCAGCUGUGCUCAUACAUUCAGCACCAUGUCCACUCGCGCCCGCCACAUCUGCUUCUUCUUUGACUAUGGAGCUCUCAGUUUUUACAGCCUGGGUUCAGCUAUCACCUACUCUGCGUACGUUAUGCCGGAUGCCUGGUUGAACGGCAUGUUUCACGCAUGUUAUGUCCCCAUCGCUGUAUUCAACACUAUCAUCUGCACCGCCAUGGCCUGCUAUUCCAGGCUUGGCUUACCAUUUCUCCACUAUAACCAUGACAUCACAGAAAGAUUUCCUGAGAGCCAGAAGCCCAAGCUGGGCAAGGUGUUGCGCAUUUCAGCCUUCACCUACCCUUACCUGUUCGACAACAUUCCUCUCUUCUACAGAAUAUUUCUGUGUGUGGGAGAAGGCUGCACUGUGAAUGAAGCGAACUCUCUCCACAUUUACCACACACUGCUGGCAUUCCUGACGGGCUUCCUGUUCGCCACACACCUCCCUGAGAGGCUCGCACCUGGACGAUUCGACUACAUUGGCCACAGCCACCAGCUGUUCCACGUGUGUGGGAUCAUUGGCACGCACUUCCAAAUGAAGGCAAUAGAGAUGGACAUGGCUCUGAGACGGCCAUGGCUGCAGGCCCAUGCUCCAGCCGUGACCUUCGGCAGUACUCUGGGGGCCGCAUUGCUCUGCCUUGUCUUCAGCCUGGGGAUCAUCUACCUCUUCAGCCGUCCUCUCCUCCACAGCCCUAUCCCCAGCAAAGCUUCCAGCCCGGCAAGCAAGAACUGCAGGCACUAACAAUUGUGUGGGGCUCCUUAAGACUCAGACCAGGUCCUACAGAGAGCCGAGAGGAGAAUAGUGUUCAGUGGUUUUAGUUCAAAAUGUUCCAUUCACUAACAUAAUUCUCCAGGGCUUUGAGGAGUUACUGAGAGUUAAUCAGGUAGUAUUAAACACCUACUGGUCACUUUAUCAGAUACACCUACUAUAUUGUUACUCCUGUAUGUAUUCAGUGGUCAGUUUUUGACAAGGUCCAUAUUUUUGGUGGAUGGACUAUUCUCACUCGUAUCAGUGCAACACACACUAGCAUGUUAAUAUCACAUAAUGUGCUGUGCUGAGAAUGGCCCCCUCCCUAAAUAAUAUCUGGUUAUAGUUAUAGACCUUUUCUGUGAGGUUAAGGGGACUGAUAACUCAUUUCUGUGAAGGUGUUUCUGAUAAAAUGGCCAAUAAGUGUACCUAACUGGCAACUCUGUAUCUACAGUACUGGGCAAACGUCAAAGACCAAAAUAAUCAUUCUUUUUUCAGCAUAAGGAAAAAAGCAGAAACAUAUAUUUAACAGAAAUUUACACAGAAGCCUUUAUUAUAGCUGCCAUUUUUUUUCGGGAGACUUGCUUUCAGGUGGGCAGC
This is a messenger RNA of Colossoma macropomum (tambaqui), 2016 nucleotides long. It is a transcript of the gene paqr5b, whose product is annotated as progestin and adipoQ receptor family member Vb. The transcript is spliced from 10 exons. The record is from RefSeq and is a predicted model, not a curated record. The coding region runs from base 349 to 1410 and encodes 353 amino acids. Gene Ontology annotation, molecular function: signaling receptor activity. Gene Ontology annotation, cellular component: membrane. NCBI's taxonomy places the organism in Eukaryota, Metazoa, Chordata, Actinopteri, Characiformes, Serrasalmidae.